CACUGCGUGACAGUGUUGGAACGCGGCCUGUUGUAUUCCUCUGACUCGCUCCCCUUCAUUCACAGUGGAUAGCAGCAUGGAGGCUCUGACUCCCGGGAUCUAACACCGAGCAGCGGGGGGUAACGACACUGCCGCAUGCGCUCUUCCCCUCACCAAAACACACAGGAAGGAGGGAAGACGACACGGAACGGUUUCCCAUUAGGAUUUAACCGAUUUGACCGAAGAAGUGAGGCUUUCAGUCGGCGGCAGGAGCGGGGGAAGCCCGCGGUGGUUAGCAUGAAGCGGGUGGCUGUUGUGGCCAGGCACAAUGGCCUCGUCUCUCCGCUGGGGAACAACAACUCCGGGGCCUCCAACAUCGUCUCGUCGCCCCAGCAGCGCACUACCAUCGUUACCGCCCCCGCCGAAAACGUUACCGGGGGAGGAGUGGACGGCCUGCUUGACUACUCCAAAGGCCCCGCCAUCAAAACCGAGCUGGUCUGCAAAUGGACCGACCGAACUUCCUCGAGACAGAGGCUGGAGCGGACGGCGACGUCUGUCUGCGACCAAACUUUCAACUCCAUGCACGAGCUGGUGGACCACGUCACCACCGAGCACGUAGCGGCGGGGCUCGAGGCCCUCAGCCAUGUCUGCAUGUGGGACGAAUGUCUGCGCGGUGGCAAGGCUUUCAAAGCCAAAUACAAACUCAUCAACCACAUCCGCGUGCACACCGGGGAGAAACCGUUCUCCUGCGCGUUUCCCAACUGCGGCAAGAUGUUCGCACGGUCUGAGAACCUCAAGAUCCACACGCGCACACACACGGGUGAGAAGCCGUUCCAGUGUGAGUUUUGUGAACGACGCUUUGCGAACAGCAGUGACCGUAAGAAACACUCGCAGGUUCAUACGGCCUCCAAGCCCUAUGACUGCAAGGCCCUAGGCUGUACAAAGUCAUACACCCACCCCAGCUCCUUGCGCAAACACAUGAAGGUCCAUGUCAAGUCGUCACCUACCUCCGAACCCCAGGACCCAUACGACUCCAUCUUGCACCAACAACACCAACAACCUCAUCAGGCUCUUCUCGAGCCACUCGACCUCAAAAUGAACCGCCUCUCUCCAUCGCUCAUUGAUAGAAACACUCAUUUCCCUGCCUUGUCCAUUCACAACUUGGAUAGCAGCUCAGUGGGAGAGGUGGACCAUAAGCUCCCUCUGCGGAGUUCAUCCCCCAUGGCCAUGCCUCUUGACCUUUCGCUGUCCGGCUUGAAGAGCCGGUUAGCCCAGCAGCAGCAGGGCACUAGGACCCCGCGGAGGAGCCAGCGGUCGGUGAACCCAGCCUUACCUCAGGUGUCUAACAUUAAGGAGUGGUACGUCUGUACCAGGACUACAGCGCAGCACUUCCCUUUACUACACCCAGAUCAUAUCAAAUCAGAGCCUAGCGAUGAUGAUGAAUACAAUACGUAGGGUUGACCAAAUUGUUGAUUUGGACUUGGAAAAACUGACAUCAGAUAUCAUCAGAUGCAGGACCAGCCAAAAGAUGGUGUGUGAAGUCAUCUUUGCUGCACUUGUUUCCAAUGUGGUCCUUACAGUAGCAGUAGAAGUUGAGCGUCACUCUCAGUUGAGGGGAUUAUAGAACCGGUGGCUGUAUGAUCGUACAUUAAUGGCCCUUCUCAGAUGGAUAAGACUGAUCAGAGGUUUUUCUCCUGCUCAACAUGAAGCUCGGUUGUGUUGGUUACUUGUAACAAAGAGAGAGUGGUCAAAGGCUGCAAGGAGCACUACAUCAUUCUGGUUGCUGAGCAACCGAAGUUUAACGAUUAAGCUAUCUAGCAGUGGCCAGGUAAAGUGAAGUAACAAAUGUUCUGAUGUUGUUGCAAGUCAAAACGGACCAGACAGAGUUAAUGAUGUCUCUGCAUGUUGAAGAAGAGGAUGAGGGGGCUCAUUCUGACACGGAGGACUGGGGUACAGGACAUCCUGCUGGGAGAACAGCACCAUUUCAUCCGCCACUAUCAUUUCAUCCAAGAGCUCCACCUAGACAAAGCCGUUUCAAGGGCUAUUUUCACAUUGAUGUAACACGGCUAAAGUUGAGACAUGUUCAACUUGGAGCCGAGGGCAGCAGCCAAAUCACCAGGCACAUAGUUUGGAGAAGACACAUGGCUGCCAACAAACCACUAAAAAUAACAGAAAACAGGUGCAGGCACAUUCAAAAAAGUGUUGUAUGUGAUCACGGCCUAAUCCAACACAGCUGGCAUUACUGGGGCUUCAGUAUGAAGACUUUUCUUUCUAUGUACUGAUUAUGAAGUUCCUCCAUAGUCGGGGAAUUACAUAGUGGUUGUAUGACACAUCCAGUAAUAGUCCAUGUCAGAUUGGAUUCGAACAUUGGAUGCACCCUGAAGCAGAUUGUUUGUAGGUAUACUUACACAAGGUUGAAUUUAAACAUUUUAAUCACAUAAAUGACAGGUGGAUGUUUUGAGAAAAAGUUGAGUCACCAUUUCCAUUCAUGAUAUAGGAUGGUCAGACAUGAAUGAGUUAAAGAUCACUGAACUAACAGACCUUUGUGUUCCCUUUGGCCAUUAUGAUGUCAAGGCAGGUAGUGCAGCACUCCUUAAAACAGCAUUUAAAUCAGCAUCAGGACAUGUUUGAAGCAGAGGUUGACUUAUAAUGGGUCUUUGAUGAUCAUUUCAGAUGCUGAGUCAUCUGUUCCCCGUUUUAAAUACAUUCAUGGCUUCAGGAUAACAAAUUAAAUGUAAAAUACACUCAGUUUGAAUUAAGUCGAGUAUUGAAUUUGUAAUCAGCAUGAUGAAAAGACAUUCCUACAGCAUCAGUAUGUCCACAAAGUGACCUAGGAUGUAAUAGUUAAGGCAAGCUCAAGGAGAACAAAAGAGGCAAAAUUGCCAUAAUCAGAGGAAUUAAGUACAAGGUCCAGUGCUUAUACACGUACUUGAGUGAAGAUUCAGAUUCUUUUUCCAGCAAUGCACGUGUUCAUUGUUUUAGGCUCUUUCGAGGGAGUCAGUAGGGGAGUUGUGCUGGCCACAGUCCAUUGAUCACCAUACCAUAAAAAUGAGCAAACCAAAGUACUCACUGCCAGUGCUAGGAUUUCUUUCAGAAAUUGAUUUGACACUUCUUAUUGCCUUUUCAGAUGGCAUUCCCUGAUGAUGGCUGUAGAGACAAACUAAUCCAGGCGGAUACAAACUAAUCCAGGCAGAUACAGGUGGGGGUUGACUGGCUCUCUGACUUCCCCUUCCUUGUAAACUCAAGUUCACCCCCCACCCUGCUUGCCAUAGUGCCCAAACUACAAACAAUGUCCAAACUGAUACCAAUGAUGCUGGUAGCUAGAACAAUUAUGUUACCUUCCCUUAAAGUCUAAGUCAGAAAUUCCCAGCUAAUGUAUUUUAAUUACAAUCUGUGUGGGUUCAGGGUUUCAGUUUGAAAUAUGUGAGAAUCAUGGAUGGUCUUCUUUGCUUAUAAAAUUAUGCUCUCCCCAUGCAAAGGCUAAUGUUACAGUAAUGAUAUGCCUCUAUGCUAGCAGUUUUUCCUCUUUAUUCAUUUAGCAUUAGUGCACCACCACAGCAAGGACAUAACCAGCAUUGCAAGAAAAAAUAUGAAAUUAAAAUAAACCUUCUAAUUUAUCCUUAACUGUUUGUUACACAAAACUAAACCACACACAGACAAAAGUGUCUUGUUAAGAGUGAUGCCACUGGUGAACCUUUUCUGGUUCCACAAAGAACCUUUCAAACUAUUGUUCUUUAAAGAAACAUUUCUUAAAAUGGCUAAAAGGUGUCUCAAAAAGCCAUAAAACAGUUGUUUGAGGAACCAGCAAUGUUUAAGCUACUUCAAAGAAGAGAGAAGAGAAAAGGUAUAUGGAAAUAGCAGUUUAGGCUCCUUUCUAAAGCAAAAAACAAAACAGUUCUUCAAAAAAUCCCCAAAGGUGCUUCAAAGACCUGAAAAGUUCAUUGAGGAACUAGAAAUGGUUUGUCCACUUUAACCAAAAAAAAAAAAAAAAAAAAAAAAUCUCUGAAGAGCUUUUUUCACAAUAAUUCUUGAUGGUGCCAAUUGGUUCAGUGAAGAACCCCUUUAAAAUUUGUAUUAUUUUGUAUUUCCCCAAAUGAGAAACCAUCCAAUGAAUAAAGCGGUUCUUUGAGAAACCAUCUUUAGUAGUGGUUCUGGGAUAGUUCUUCAUUCAAUCACAGUCUUUCAAAUAAUGAUUAAAAACAUUUUUAAAACUAGAUCUUUACCUUGAGACAACUUAGACCCAAAGGAAGCCAGAUAUUGGACAAAACUAGAAUUAUUCCCAAAGCAUCACAGCUGCAUUAAAUUACAGAGAAAACACUGCAUAGAGGCAAUGUUAACUAGACAGCAUAAAACAUUUACCAACUGUAAGUGCAAUUUUUCAUUUCAAUUUAUAUGUUUAGUCAUUUACUACACAGGUGUUGUGACAGGUAUAUGGUAAUGUGAUGCUGAAAAUGAAACAUGACAUGUUAAAAGUAAUAGUAUCUGUAGUUUUUACAGUGUAUGCUGCCAUGUUGCCAUGAUGUUAGAAAACUGAAACUCAGAAACCCUAGGGUUUGAGAACACGUGACCUAAUUUCCCACUUGGAAAAUUCCUACAUUCCAGUUUUCCAAGAAAAAGUCAAAAUUUCAGAGUUUCUGUCAACUCUGGAAAGGUGUGCCAGGGUUAGGGUUAUUAUGGUAAUAAGUGAAUAACUGAUAGAUCUCUGAAUGGAUCAAAGAAAUGAUAUGUAACAAAAAUUUAGACGUGGAAUGAAGGAUUGAAGUUUUUGUACAUAUGGUGAUCACCUGGACUUCCAUGCCAAGCUGACACCUCAAAAUUGUGCCAGUCAAAUGUGGAGGGACAACUAACAGAAAAUAUAAUCAAAUGUAAUUUGCCAUUUGAUUUUUUAGUUUUUUUUCACAUAAGGUUUCAUCAGUAAACCCCAACUGAUCAACUUAACCCAGAGGCUAAACCGGUCUACAUUUAGAUUGAAGAUUAGAAAACAUUCCUCUUCAUUAUAGAAACAUGACCCCGCUCCAUGCCCACCCCCAGUUCUAAAUUUCAUCUAUUAGUUGACUUGUUUCUAGCUUUUGGAAAGUAGUUAAUUUCUGAAAUAUUGUUUGGCUCACCUUAGACUGUAGGAAUAAUAUGACUUGUUAAAUUUAGUUUUAAUCCCCUUUAAGGAUUCUCUAUUGUUGGACAUUUGUAUUGGUGACAAUACGUGAACAACAUAAUGACCGUGUCAGUGGCCCACAUUGCCUGAAACAUCAUUAUGGUUAUAAUGGUUGACAGAAUUUCCCCUUGUAGAGUGCCUCUCAAGCUUAUCCAUUGAUGUGUUCUUCUCCACACUCCUAUGUUAUGACAACCUUAUGAUAAUAGAGUUUGUUGCAGCAGUCACAGCCCUCUUACCAGACAAACUAAGUCCCAAAAUGAUCUGGAUAGAAAUAUAAAACUGUCUCAAAGUAUACCUAAGAAUAACGUAGAUCAAGUGGAUGGAGAGAGAUGAGUGCUAGGAGAGAAUGUGCUUACAUUGCAUAGUAAGUUUGAAUUUGCAUGAUUAUUUUGAACUGUUGAGGUCAGAAAUGAAUUUGUUGCAUAAAUGGCACUAAUUCAAAUAGAAGCUAAUGUUAAGCUUGCUGGGUAGCUCAGUGUUUGUGAUAAUUUGAUAAUAAAGUGAUAAUUUUUAUGGUUUACAAGAAGAAAAAAAUCCAUGCUGUGAUUAAGCAUGUCGACGUCAUAUAAUGAUAUAUUGCAAUGCCACUGCAAAAAAUGACCCAGCAGAACAAGAACUUUAUUCAUACAUAUUAUCAAAAUCGGUAUAAAGUGAAACCUGAAAAUUGCCAACAAAUUAAAAAAAAAAAAAAAAAAUACAAGAAGAUUACCAGAAAAUUACCAGCAAAUGAGUAAAAUAAAAUAAUUGUAUACAUAUAUAUAUAUAUAUAUAUAUAUAUAUAUUAGAAGGGGGAAAAAUCACCAACGUAGGGCACAAUUUGUAACUUUUGCACUGGGAGAGUCAACUGGGGAGGAAAAGGCUUGACUACUUAAUGACGAGAAGAACAAUGCAAAGCACCCUAAAGCUUUUGAGUGGCUAAAUGAAAUAAGAAAAGUACAUUUGAAUUGGGAAAAACAAAUUUGAAUUUAAAAUGAGGAAAAUGAAAUUUUCAAGGCAUUGCAUUUAAUUUCCAGUUGCACCAUAUACCCUGACCCAGACAAAUUUGAAUUUGUAUAAUCCAAAUACAAUUCUGUUUGCACUGUUGUCUUUAAGUACUCUUCAUUUGUGAAUGAGUUUCAGUGCAUCACAUCAGUUGCCUUGUGCCACGUGUCUCUCCCAGUUCAAAAUACAGAUUAUCUUCUGGGGACAGGGCUGUGAUAUCACUUCAAAAGCAAUUGAGUUACUCAAGUGGACGUGCAUUGUGGUUGGACAAAAAACUUUGUAUCUUUAAAAAAAUAUGUAUCAGUUUUUCAGGAGUGCAAAAAAAGCACUCUUCCUCCAGUAUUGACCAGUGGACAUUUUUCAAAAUUUCAUAGCAGUUUUUAAUCACCUGCCACGGGGACUUCAGAAAAUAUGUACAGCAGAUGAAGAGCUGUUUAAAAUUUCAGUUGAAUUACAAAAAGAAAAAAACAUUUGUAGUUGUGAGUUUUUUCCUGGAACAGCAGUGAUGUGAAAGUUCCAGAUUAUGCCACACCACCUGUAUUAAUAUACUAUGCAUCAUUUCCAAGAUAGGGGUCAGUUCACCUCAGUUCAGUUGUUUGAGGAAGCAGAUUGUCUUCAAACCUGAAACGAGAGGGCAGUCAUAUCCAUCCCAUUAACUGGUGACUGAAAACAGAUGCUUUACCAGCUAGUCUAUUGCACUUUGAAUUUACAUUUAAACUGACUGAACUGACCCCAGCACUUUUCACUACACUAUCACAGGGAUAUCAGAGAGUUCAAAGAAUGUAGUACGUUUUUGGCAUCCCAUUUCUGUUGACCAAGCUGCCAAUAUGUGACAAGAGCAUACACACAAAAAUCAUCCUUGUGAAAAUUCACUUUGGUUACCUAUGGUUUUUAUGUAGUAACCACAGCUUUACUAUGGUACUUAAUGGUAACUAUACUUUAAAGGUAUUCUAUAGUAACAAUGAUUCACUGAUAGUAAUACUAUAGAAAAAAAUAUGGUUAAACAUAGUAAAAUCAUGGUCCAGAAACUAAAGCCAUAAGUACCAUAGUAUUCCUGCUGUAGUAAACCAUGGUUCAUUUUCAUAAUUAGAUCACUGGCUCUGGGACUCCAUGCUAAAACUUUAGCACUCACUGUAUCAGUACUUGUGAUAUGAUAGUGUACAGUUCAGCACAGAUCUGAUCACUCAGCAAAGUGCAUGCUGAAGUGCUAGUGUUGGGGCCUCUUGUUGCUCAACACAUUGUGUGCUAAAGCAUUUGUGUGGCAAUUAUUAUCAUCAACUUAUGGAGCUUUCCUUUGACAGUCGGAUGUUCCCGCCAAAUGUGCUCUAUUGCAGCUGACAUGGACACCCACAAGGAGAUGGAAAAACUUUGAUCUGUCCACUGACAGUAAAUGACUCGCUAGCAAAAGUCAAUGGCGAUAGCUGAUGACCCUAGCUAACACGAGCAGCUGACGUUAACUAGGCUACCAAUAGCUAGUCAUCUUCACUGCUAGUGCUAGGUCCAUUCAUCAAAUUAAAGAAUGCACUGCUAUAAGUCUGUACCAUUGUAAAAUAAAGACUAGAGAGAAGGCUAGACUGCAGUUGAACAUCAAAUAAGAGAAAAGGUUUGUUUAUUGCUGACUGUGUUUGCCAUUUGUUGCGAUGUCAUAUAUAGAUAUUUUGGCAACUGAGCUUUCAGAUCUCCUUAUUUCUUCCUUAAGAAUUCUGACUUCAUUGGUGUUCCUUUACACUUUUCACAAUUGGAAGUCAGAUUUGUCUUAUAGUUUCAAGUUCAGCUCCAUGAGUGUAUGUUCAAGUUUCAGCUUGGAGCACCACAGCUAGUGAUCUACUCGGGACACUUGGAUGAUUUUGAUGGCUGUGGUCUCAUCACUUAAUGAGCUGGCCAAUGGGAUACUUGUAAUCAUAGACACUUCUGAUAUUGCAUGCUGGGCUGAGAAAUGUUCCUCAUCAACAGUCAAAGAUGUCAUGCUGGCAAUCAAAACAUUGUCCAUAAAGGUGUUGUUGGAGCAUGACAGUGUGUGGGUGCAUCUUUGAUUUUUCAGUGGACAGUUUAUCAAAAACUCACUGGAUUCCUUUAAGAAAGAUGUAAGUUAGUCAGUGCUGCUCAUUUGUUAGCUCUAAAUAAACGUCAAAUAAUUCAAAAUACAUGAACACAUUUCUUGUAGUCUCAAAAGAUACAGCACACACACUGUACUGCUCAUGAUAAUGUAAAGUCUUUGAUGCACAAGUCAAGCGACUUUAGAGAUGGUGGGAAGCAAGGAUCAGGUCUCCCCUAAAGGUCAAAGGUCAAAGGUCAAAUACAUCCAUAGAAUCCCAGAUUUUACUAUGCUAGAUUUACACAGACACAAACCAAUUGGAUUUUUCCUGACUUUUGUGACUUGCUGAUUCAUUCUGACUUUAUUCCAGAUUAUUUUUGUAACAUUUUCUUUAUUAUACAACAGAGAGAAAAUGUGACCUGCAGUAAAAUUCAAGUUUCAAAGACAUUCAGGUUUUUUUUUUUGUUUUUUUUUUUGUUUUUUUUUUGUAAUAAAUCUAUUUUUGAGUCACAAAAGGGUUAAAUCAGAUUUGGUCUUCCUUUGUAAAUCUAGCUUGCCUGUAUGUUUGGACUUUACCUUUUAUUGUGAGUGUGUUUUAACUGGUUUGUGUGCGAGUGUAUCUAUUAGACUGAAAAUGAAAAAUGUUGACUUAUUCAUACUCUGUGUGUGCGCAUGUGUGUGUGUGUGUGUGUGUGUGUGUGUGUGUGUGUGUGCGUGUGUGUGUGUGCGUGUGUGUGUGUGUGUGUGUGUGUGUGUGUGUGUGUGUGUGUGUUUUCACGUAUGCAAGUGUAUGUAUACUAUGUACUAUGUUGAAAACUUGCCAUUAAGAGAUAUGAGACUGUGUUUACCUUUGGUUGCUUAUUCCUCCUGUUCUCGCUGUGUGUGUCAGUGCGUGUGUAUGACAAGCUGGCCUGUACCUGCUGCCUGGUUGCUGUGAUAUUUUAUGACUGUUUAUUAUUGUGUUCAAAUCUAUUUUCCCAUGUUUCCUUAUUGACUCAUUAAAUAUUAACAUACAAAAACUA
Molecule: messenger RNA, 9169 nt
Organism: Myripristis murdjan (pinecone soldierfish)
Lineage: Eukaryota; Metazoa; Chordata; Actinopteri; Holocentriformes; Holocentridae
Product: zinc finger protein ZIC 5-like
Exons: 2
Coding region: 136-1434 (432 amino acids)
Biological process (GO): regulation of transcription by RNA polymerase II
Cellular component (GO): nucleus
Molecular function (GO): DNA-binding transcription factor activity, RNA polymerase II-specific; RNA polymerase II cis-regulatory region sequence-specific DNA binding
Source: RefSeq, a predicted model, not a curated record